Anastrepha obliqua is the source of this 12183-nucleotide messenger RNA. RefSeq names its product neurobeachin (gene rg). Gene Ontology annotation, molecular function: protein kinase binding. The transcript has 28 exons. Bases 17 to 10126 code for a protein of 3369 amino acids. Gene Ontology annotation, cellular component: cytosol; membrane. The record is from RefSeq and is a predicted model, not a curated record. Gene Ontology annotation, biological process: intracellular protein localization. Lineage: Eukaryota; Metazoa; Arthropoda; Insecta; Diptera; Tephritidae.
GGGAGGCGAAUUUGAUAUGGAAUUAAAUUUUGUGAUACAAGAUGCACAAAACAUUAAACACAUGCUGGAACUGCUGGAUCAUUGCCCGCCAAAUCUACAGGCUGAAAUCUGGAGUGUGUUCAUUGCUAUUCUACGCAAGAGCGUGCGCAAUUUGCAGGCAUGCACGGACGUCGGCCUAAUCGAACACGUACUGGUGCGACUGCAGCGCUCCGAAACGGUUGUGGCAGAUUUGCUCAUCGAAAUGUUGGGCGUACUCGCCAGCUACAGCAUCACAGUGAAAGAGCUCAAACUACUCUUUGGCACCAUGAAAGCGGUUAAUGGCAAAUGGCCACGUCACUCUGCCAAACUGCUGAAUGUGUUACGUCAAAUGCCGCAUCGCAAUGGACCCGAUGUAUUUUUCAGUUUCCCUGGACGCAAAGGAUCGGCCAUGGUACUGCCGCCGUUGGCGAAAUGGCCAUACGAAAAUGGCUUUACAUUUACAACGUGGUUUCGUUUGGAUCCUAUUAAUUCGGUGAAUAUCGAGCGCGAGAAGCCCUACCUCUAUUGUUUUAAAACAUCGAAAGGCGUUGGCUAUACAGCUCAUUUUGUUGGCAAUUGUCUGGUGCUUACAUCGAUGAAAGUCAAAGGCAAAGGUUUCCAACAUUGUGUGAAAUAUGAAUUUCAACCGAGAAAGUGGUAUAUGAUUGCCAUAGUGUACAUAUAUAAUCGUUGGACAAAAAGCGAAAUAAAGUGCCUCGUUAAUGGACAAUUGGCGUCCAGUACCGAAAUGGCGUGGUUCGUUUCUACAAACGACCCAUUCGAUAAGUGUUACAUUGGCGCAACGCCCGAACUGGAUGAGGAGCGCGUCUUUUGCGGGCAAAUGUCAGCGAUUUACCUAUUCAGCGAAGCGUUGACAACGCAGCAGAUUUGUGCGAUGCAUCGCCUGGGGCCGGGCUAUAAGUCACAAUUCCGCUUUGACAACGAGUGCUAUUUGAACCUGCCGGACAAUCACAAACGGGUGAGUCAGAACAACAACAACAACACCACCAAUAUCAACAAUAAAUCCACGACGGUGCUGCUAGCCGAACAAGAGGCUCAGGCCAUCGACUGGGCCGAUGAGAAGCUCGAUUUGAGUGCGGCUUUUUCGAAAAUUCGUGCAGUGCUCUCAGCGCGAAAUGCUUCUGCCAAUGCGGUGCUCAAUGCCUUGGGAGGUGUUGUGGUCGAUCAGAUGGCGUCUAGCGGCGCCACUACGUCGGGUACCUCCACAACAUCAACAUCGACAGCGGCGAAUGCCAACAGCGCUAGCGGAAGCCAUGCGGCUGGCGCAAACAACAACAAUCAGUAUGGUAGCGUUGCGGGUGUAGCCGGCGCCAACGAUAACAACAAAAUCAUCUCAGAUCCUUUGUGUCAUUUGCCAACGGGGAACACGUCCUUUGAACAAUUGCGUCGUAUUUCGUCUACUUCCGCUGCUGGUUUGGAGCUUUUGAGGGGAUACUCCACUCAGACCGAAGAAAUUAAUCAGCUUAAAGCUGUACUCUACGAUGGUAAAUUGUCAAAUGCCAUCGUCUUCAUGUACAAUCCAGUGGCAACCGAUGGUCAGCUGUGUUUACAAUCCGCACCCAAAGGAAAUGUUUCAUAUUUUGUACAUACACCGCAUGCACUUAUGUUACAGGACGUUAAGGCUGUAGUUACACACUCAAUACAUUGCACACUAAAUUCCAUUGGUGGCAUUCAGGUGCUGUUUCCAUUAUUCUCGCAACUGGAUAUGGCGCAUGAGGGUAUUAGCGAUAUAAAACGCGAUCCAACGCUAUGUUCGAAACUUUUGGGUUUCAUUUGUGAAUUGGUUGAGACGUCACAAACCGUACAACAACAUAUGAUACAGAAUCGUGGAUUCCUAGUCAUUUCGUUUAUGUUGCAACGCUCGUCACGCGAACAUUUAACUCUAGAAGUUUUGGGUUCAUUCCUGAAUUUAACCAAAUAUUUGGUGACAUGUCUGUCGGCGAAUAGUGAUUUAUUGCUGAAGCAGCUGCUCGAUCAUGUGCUCUUCAAUCCGGCGCUGUGGAUUUAUACGCCGGCCAAUGUGCAGGCACGCCUGUACUCGUACUUGGCCACGGAAUUCCUCAGCGAUACGCAAAUCUACAGCAAUGUGCGACGUGUUAGCACUGUUCUGCAAACGGUGCACACACUGAAAUACUACUAUUGGGUUGUGAAUCCGCGUGCAAAGAGUGGCAUCAUACCAAAGGGAUUGGAUGGUCCACGUCCAGCACAAAAGGAUAUCCUAGCGAUACGCGCUUAUAUUUUAUUGUUUUUGAAACAGUUAAUUAUGAUCGGUAAUGGCGUCAAAGAGGAUGAGUUGCAAAGCAUUUUAAAUUACUUGACGACCAUGCAUGAGGAUGAAAAUCUUCAUGACGUUUUACAAAUGUUAAUUUCGCUUAUGUCUGAGCAUCCCAGCUCCAUGGUACCUGCUUUCGAUGUGAAACAUGGCGUUCGUAGCAUUUUCAAAUUAUUGGCUGCCGAAAGUCAAUUGAUACGCUUACAGGCAUUGAAAUUGCUUGGAUUCUUUUUAUCACGCAGCACACACAAACGAAAAUAUGACGUUAUGUCGCCGCACAACUUAUACACACUAUUAGCGGAACGUUUAUUACUCUACGAGGAAUCGCUAUCCCUGCCAACGUAUAAUGUCCUCUACGAAAUUAUGACAGAGCAUAUAUCACAACAAAUUCUCUAUACCAGACAUCCAGAGCCAGAGAGUCAUUAUCGUUUGGAAAAUCCAAUGAUCCUUAAGGUCGUCGCCACGCUCAUACGCCAAUCCAAACAAACCGAAUCACUAAUCGAGGUGAAAAAACUCUUCCUCUCCGACAUGACGCUUCUGUGCAAUAGCAAUCGCGAGAACCGACGCACAGUACUACAAAUGUCCGUGUGGCAAGAAUGGCUCAUAGCCAUGGCCUAUAUACAUCCGAAGAAUACGGAAGAGCAGAAAAUCUCCGAUAUGGUGUACUCACUUUUCCGCAUGCUAUUGCAUCAUGCGAUUAAACAUGAAUAUGGCGGAUGGCGUGUAUGGGUCGAUACACUAGCCAUCGUUCACUCGAAAGUCUCUUAUGAAGAAUUCAAACUGCAAUUCGCGCAAAUGUACGAACACUACGAGCGCCAACGUACGGACAAUAUUACCGAUCCGGCGCUACGACAAGCGCGUCCCAUCAGCACGAUUAGCGGUUGGGAACGUGAAGAGCAACAGCAGCAGCAACAUCAUCAACACCAUCAACAACACCAACAGCAGCAGCAGCAGCAGUUGGAGCAUACACAUGCGCAUCAUCAACAGCACCAUCGGCAAGCGGCACUACCAGCGCCAGCAGUGCAAGAGGUGCAAGUGAAGGCUGCUGAGUCGGUGGGCUCACUCGAAGAUGUGCCGCCUGUGGAGGAGGAAAUCGAGUGCGAAGAAAUUGAGUCCACAACGCAAGAAGUAGCAGCGUCAACCGGUGUUAGUGAAACAACGAAUUGUGUCUGCGCGUCGGACGACAAAGCAACUGAACCAGAGUUGGUAAAGGAAACACCUGCUGACGAGACGAACGUACACGAAGACUUAACAAAGCCGAAAAUAUCCAACAUAUCCGAUGUGUACAACGAACACAUUAAAUCGGAAGUGAUAGUCACCAGUAUAGUUGAAUCGCCGGCAGUCGCUGUGACCUGCAACGGUAGCGCUUCAUGCUCAUCGACGGCCGCAAGUGCGAACAGUACACCGUCGAAGUCACCGGCGCCUAGCGGCGGUCAGGAAGCAUUCUCACAAACGCUUAAUCUCAAGGCCGAGGAUCUGGAAGAAAUCGAAUUGGCCAACGCAAAGAUCGCUGCUGGUACAACCGAUGAUGCCGAACAUGUGCAACAAGUGCUGCAAAGCUCUGAAAAGGCGUUGCAAGACUGCAAAAUGGUGGCCGAUGAGAUGCAGGAAGCUUCCUCUGUGCUAAAGGAUGAGGAAAUUGAAUUGGCGGUGAAUGAAGUAGUACAAGGUGUGCUCAAGAAUGAGAAGAAGCAAGCGACGAAAGAAGUAGCCACAGAUGAGACACUUGCAACAAACACUGAAACUGCUGAGAAGACCGAAGAGGACAACGUAUCUGUACUGAAUACAAAGAACUUGUUAAAUAACAAUGCUGACAAUGAGGUUGAGACGACAGCAAACAGCAACAGCAGCAACAACAAUAACACAACAGAAGUCAAAGAAGUGAAUGCGAACAAUGAUGCCAAUGAAAAUGAAAACUUACAAACCAACACAACAAACAAUGCCACGGCGGAUUUACACGCCAAGGCGCCUGUUAUUGAGACGCAACAAAAGACUGAAGACAAAAAAAAUGAAGUAACUAACUUAAUUAAUAACAACGCCAAUACUGCCGAGCCUGCUGAAGAGCACAUAACCACAAAAUUAGCAAUCGUUGUUGCCAAGGAACACGACCACGAGCUAAUGGAUGUAAGCUCUUCACUUUCGACAACGGUUGAGACUACCGAGGAAAUCUCCUCACUCAGUCCCGAAACAACAGUAUCAAGUGCAUCCAUUACCGAAGAGAAUCUACUUGGGUUAUCUGAGCCAACACCAGCAGACAGCGAAAACAACAAAGUCGAGACAAUGGUGAAAGACAUUGUCGAUAAACUGAUAGACAAAGUGAUAGAUGCGAGUAGCGUGGAAGAUGUUGCCGCUAAAGAGACAAACAACAAUGAAAUUGUAGAUAAAGCGAAGGAGGAUAAAAGUGAAGAAGAAGCCGUCUCUGAAACGGCCAAAGAAAUUGUGGAAGAUGUGCUUACGUCCGCGCUGAACAAAGCCGCCACAGAGGAUACACCGGUUAAGGAAAACACGCCGCUUGAAGAACAUACAGCAAAAGUGGAAAAUACUACAGAGGAAAAUGUUACGGACAUUGUGCAGACAGUCGUUGAUGAUUUGCUGACACAAACAGUGGACACCGUAGAAAAAACAAAUGAGACGGCGGCGUCACAAGCAGCGCCAACCGUUGAGACAAAAGCGGAAACCGAAACACCAGAAGCGUCGUUAUCAGCGCCAUUAGAAGCAGCAAACGAAAACUCUUUAGUGGCCACAACGCUUCCACCGGUAAAAGAGGUGGACUCAACCACACAAACAACGCCAAAGAAUCAGCCCAAUGAUGGCGCCGUUGAACUUUUGGAUAUGGAAGUAGUGGAAGAGCUGGUCGAGCAGACGGAAGAGGAGACACAAACGACACAUGAAGAGCUGCAAGGAGGUGGCAUGGUUGAGGCGGAAGAAAGGCUAGCGAAGCACACGACUGCCAGCACACAAGUUGAGAAUAAUCAUUUUGAUAACAAGCAUCCACAUCAUCAACAACAACAGCAGCAACAACAGCAACAGCAGCCACAACAACGUUCGAAACCAGGCUCAACGCGCCCAAUGUUUAGUCCUGGUCCAACACGUCCACCCUUUCGCAUACCGGAAUUCAAAUGGUCUUACAUACAUCAGCGGUUGCUAUCCGACGUGCUCUUCUCCCUGGAGACGGACAUACAAGUUUGGCGCAGCCACUCGACAAAAAGUGUUUUGGAUUUUGUGAAUUCGAGUGAGAAUGCCAUUUUUGUGGUAAAUACGGUGCAUCUGAUAUCGCAGUUGGCGGAUAAUUUGAUCAUCGCUUGCGGGGGUUUGCUGCCACUGUUGGCAAGUGCCACAUCGCCUAAUUCUGAACUGGAUGUGCUUGAGCCCACUCAGGGCAUGCCACUAGAGGUGGCCGUCUCCUUUCUGCAACGUCUUGUCAAUAUGGCGGACGUGCUAAUCUUUGCCACUUCGUUGAAUUUUGGCGAACUCGAGGCGGAGAAGAACAUGUCCAGCGGCGGUAUACUGCGUCAAUGUUUGCGUUUGGUGUGCACGUGUGCGGUGCGCAAUUGUUUGGAGUGUAAGGAGCGUACGCGCUACAAUGUGGGCGCAAUGGCGCGCGAUGUACCCGGAGCGGCACAUCUGCAGGCGCUCAUACGUGGCGCACAAGCGUCGCCCAAGAAUAUUGUUGAGUCAAUAACAGGUCAAUUAUCCCCAGUCAAGGAUCCUGAGAAGCUUUUGCAGGAUAUGGAUGUCAAUCGUUUGCGUGCAGUUAUCUAUCGAGAUGUGGAGGAAACCAAACAGGCACAGUUCCUUUCACUCGCCAUCGUUUACUUCAUUUCCGUGCUCAUGGUGUCCAAAUAUCGCGACAUAUUGGAACCGCCAGCGGAACCGCAAAUCCAGCGCCAAUCACCCGUAAUGCAACGUUCUGCAGCCGGCGCACGUACAAUACAAGAUGGGGACUAUGAAAUUAUUGUUGUGGACGAGAGUAAUCCAUCGGUGUUGGCGGAUAAUGAUUCCCACUCAAGUGGACCGCCCUCAAUUAAGAGCGUCGACUCGGAUGUCGGUUCGUUGAACAUGAAUUCCACGGAGAACGAAGUUCCUGAAGUGGAAUCGUCGAGUGAAAUUCUGGCUGAUGACAACAAGCCAACAAACUCGAAUGACGAAAGCUGGACAGAUGUCAAUUUGAAUGAGGAUGCGGGUGUGCAGGCCACCGCAGGUGGUUUAUUAUCGGGUGGUGGCAUGUCAGUGGUGGAUGUGAAAAUGCGUGACAUCGACGGCCUGCAGCAUCAAGCACAUCAACAACAACAAUCACAACAACAACAACAGCAACAACAACAGGCGCCGACAGGACAUGGCCAACCGCAGGGUGCUCAGCUAAUGCAAGCACAUCAUGGCCAUCAGUUGGUGGGUGCGGGUGGUGAACGUGGCGACAAACCCGAUUCGGAAAUAUCGGUUGUACGCGUACCGGACAGUUAUGCAGCAACAUCCGGCGCAUCAGGUGCGGGCGUUGCCACGGCUGCCGGCAAUGUGGGUCAGCGUGGCACACGCUCUGAUGAGCUACAAAUGAAACCACCACUCGUUGGCCAGCUGCCGAUGACAACGCCCUCGCGUGAGGCGAGUCUUACGCAAAAGCUUGAGGUGGCUUUGGGUCCGGUGUGCCCGUUGCUACGUGAAAUUAUGGUCGAUUUUGCGCCGUUCCUCUCAAAAACACUCGUUGGCUCACAUGGUCAAGAGCUGCUGAUGGAGGGUAAGGGCCUAACGACAUUCAAAAACUCGCACUCCGUUGUUGAAUUGGUGAUGUUGUUGUGUUCGCAAGAAUGGCAGAAUAGCCUGCAGAAGCAUGCCGGUCUCGCCUUUAUCGAAUUGAUUAAUGAGGGUCGAUUGUUGUCGCACGCCAUGAAGGAUCACAUUGUGCGUGUCGCCAAUGAAGCUGAAUUCAUAUUGAAUCGUAUGCGUGCUGAUGAUGUGCUCAAGCAUGCCGAUUUCGAGUCACAAUGCGCGCAAACUCUACUGGAGCGGCGCGAGGAGGAGCGCAUGUGCGACCAUCUAAUCACUGCGGCACGCAGACGUGACAAUGUAAUUGCUAGUCGUUUAUUGGAGAAGGUACGCAAUAUUAUGUGCAAUAGACAUGGUGCCUGGGGCGAUGCCAGCGGUACUGUGCAGAAACAAACUUUCUGGAAAUUGGACGCGUGGGAAGACGAUGCGCGUCGACGCAAGCGCAUGGUGCAAAAUCCUCGUGGCUCAUCACACCCUCAGGCUACAUUGAAGGCGGCCAUCGAAAAUGGUGCUCCCGAAGAUGCCAUUUUGCAGACACGUGACGAAUUCCACACACAGAUUGCCGUCUCGCGUGCACACCAGUCCACACAGCAUACAGCUGAUCUCUUGGAUGACGCAGAGCUCUUGAUCGAAGAUCGUGAAUUAGAUCUUGACUUGACUGGACCGGUGAACAUUAGCACUAAAGCGAAACUCAUUGCACCCGGUGUAGUCGCUCCGGGUACUGUGUCCAUCACUAGCACUGAGAUGUUCUUUGAAGUUGACGAGGAUCAUCUCGAGUUCCAAAAGAUCGACCCGGAGGUGUUGAAGUAUUGCGAUCACUUGCAUGGCAAGUGGUAUUUCUCUGAAGUGCGCGCCAUCUUUUCGCGCCGCUAUUUGCUGCAAAAUGUUGCAUUGGAAAUUUUCUUAGCCAGUCGCACCUCUAUACUCUUCGCUUUCCCCGACCAACAUACGGUGAAGAAAGUGAUCAAGGCUUUGCCACGCGUUGGUGUGGGCAUCAAAUAUGGUAUACCGCAAACCCGACGCGCUUCGAUGAUGUCGCCACGUCAACUGAUGCGUAACUCCAACAUGACACAGAAGUGGCAACGACGCGAAAUCUCGAAUUUCGAGUACUUAAUGUUCCUCAACACAAUAGCGGGACGCACCUACAAUGACCUCAAUCAGUACCCGGUUUUCCCAUGGGUACUCACCAACUAUGACACCAAGGAACUGGACUUGAGUUUGCCUUCGAACUAUCGCGAUCUGUCGAAACCGAUUGGUGCGCUAAAUCCCUCUCGACGCGCCUACUUCGAAGAACGCUACGAAAGCUGGGAGAGUGACACAAUACCACCAUUCCACUAUGGCACACACUAUUCGACUUCAAGUUUCACGCUCAAUUGGCUGGUACGCGUUGAACCGUUCACCACCAUGUUCUUGGCUCUGCAAGGCGGUAAAUUCGAUUAUCCCGAUCGUCUAUUCUCCUCCAUUUCCCUUUCGUGGAAAAAUUGUCAACGCGAUACAUCCGACGUUAAAGAACUCAUACCUGAGUGGUACUUCCUGCCAGAAAUGUUCUACAACUCAUCCAGUUAUCGGCUAGGGCAUCGCGAAGAUGGCACACUCGUCAACGAUGUCGAGCUGCCGCCCUGGUCUAAGAGUCCCGAAGAAUUUGUGCGCAUCAAUCGCAUGGCUUUGGAAUCUGAAUUCGUUUCGUGCCAAUUGCAUCAAUGGAUUGAUCUGAUUUUCGGCUACAAGCAACGUGGGCCCGAAGCUAUACGCGCGACCAACGUAUUCUACUACUUAACCUAUGAAGGUAGUGUGGAUUUGGAUGCAAUUAAUGAUCCCGUUAUGCGUGAGGCAGUAGAGAAUCAAAUACGUAACUUCGGCCAAACACCCAGCCAACUCUUGAUGGAACCACAUCCACCACGCAGUUCGGCGAUGCAUCUAUCGCCCAUGAUGUUCAGUGCAAUGCCCGAUGAUCUUUGCAUGUCGCUAAAAUUCUACCAGAACUCACCCAUAAUACACAUCUCUGCCAACACCUACCCACAAUUGUCAUUGCCGUCGGUAGUGACCGUAACUGCGGGCCAUCAGUUUGCUGUAAAUCGCUGGAAUUGCAAUUACACCGCAUCCGUCCAGAGUCCCAGCUACGCAGAAUCACCGCAAUCGCCUGGCUCUAAUCUGCCGUUGACCAUCGACCCAGUGUUGUCUGCACAAAAUACAGGUCACAACAACCCAAUGAACCGUCGUCAUUUGGGUGAUAAUUUCAGUCAAAUGCUGAAGAUCCGCUCCAAUUGCUUUGUAACAACUGUAGACAGUCGUUUUCUGAUUGCUUGCGGUUUCUGGGAUAACAGCUUCCGCGUAUUUGCCACCGAAACUGCUAAAAUCGUGCAAAUAGUAUUCGGUCAUUUCGGUGUUGUCACCUGUUUGGCGCGCUCCGAAUGCAACAUUACUUCGGAUUGUUAUAUCGCCUCGGGUUCGGCAGACUGCACAGUGCUGCUGUGGCACUGGAAUGCUCGCACUCAGAGUAUUGUCGGUGAGGGUGAUGUGCCAACGCCGCGUGCAACUUUGACAGGACAUGAACAAGCUGUGACUUCGGUUGUGAUUAGCGCUGAGCUGGGCUUAGUCGUCUCGGGAUCGACAAACGGUCCGGUACUGAUACAUACCACAUUUGGUGACCUCCUGCGUUCGCUUGAUCCGCCUAUGGAUUUCUAUUCACCUGAGUUGAUUGCCAUGUCUCGUGAGGGCUUCAUUGUUGUCAAUUAUGAUAAGGGAAAUGUGGCUGCGUACACCAUCAACGGCAAAAAGUUACGGCACGAGACGCACAAUGAUAACCUACAGUGCAUGCUGCUUUCGCGUGAUGGUGAAUAUCUGAUGACCGCUGGCGAUCGCGGCAUAGUGGAAGUUUGGCGGACUUUUAAUCUGGCGCCUUUAUAUGCCUUCCCUGCUUGUAAUGCGGCGAUUCGCUCACUGGCGUUGACACACGAUCAAAAAUACCUCCUUGCUGGACUCUCCACCGGUUCCAUCAUUGUCUUUCAUAUUGACUUCAACCGCUGGCAUCACGAAUACCAACAACGUUACUAGAUGCUGAAGAGAUGAUAUAAAUCGUUCUAAUAAUCACUGAAAUUAACAAAACAAAAAAGCAGCAACACGCAAAUUUCUUCAAUUCCAAACCUGACGUAACAGAAGUGCAGCAAGCCAUCACGCGCUGCUGCGCACAACAAACAAAAACAUAGAUGACGUUAUACCAACAACAAUUGUGGAUAAAAUAAGGCCAAAUUGCAAAUAAGCAGGACUUAAAAUGUUAAAGAAGUUAGUUUAAAAAAAUUAAAACAAAAUUAUAAAAAAAAAAAAACAAAAACAAAAUUAAAAAAGACACAAUAAACACGUAAGCCGUUUAUUUAGAUACAAAAUGGAAGAGUAAUAAAUUAAAAAAAUAGUAGUAUUGGCUUUGAGUUUUGAACCGAAAUACCGGCACGCAGGUUCUAACGAACCAAAAAAUUCUUUCAUUAUUAUUAUUACUAGAUUUUCUUAGGCUAGGAGCAAAUUAUUGUUUUUUUGUUGUUGCAAAUUUUUUACAUAGGAUUACACAGCCAAGAAAUACAUAGAAAUAGUGGGCUAGACCAAUACAUUGCUACGAAUAGUUGAACACGAUGAUGAAAAAAAUUAAAAGUAAUAAACAAAAUGAAUUAAUUAAGUAAAAAAAGUAAAUAAAAGUUGCGCUGAAAUUUCUUAACUUAGUAAUUAAUAGGGUUAAGAAAGAUUUUUUUUAAUUAACGCCGAUUAAAAUUUAUGAAAAACAAAAAAAUUAGAAACAAAGUUAAAUAGUUUUAGUGACUCCCAGAAGAGUUAUUACUUCAAAGAAAACAAAAAACACAAAAAAAAACAACAACAAAAACAAAGACGUAACUAAGCGGCCAAAAGAGAAAGUGCAACGUACUUAACUCAGUGUUUGUUUUUUUUUUUCUAUUUUUCUUUCUCUCUUAAAGCGAAAAAAUUUGCUUAAAAGAAAUGUACUUAAGAAAAAACCAAGAACCAGAAAACAAAAAACACAAGAAACGAAGAUAUUUCAAUCACUUAACAGUUUGACUAGCAAAGUUGGGCACUCACACAAAAACGCAUAGAAUUAUUAGUAGGCGGGUUAAAAAAAAUAUACGAGUAUAUAUAAAGAUACGCAUAUUUCAGGCUUUCAAGAACCAAAACUAACAAAGAAUUUUACUUAUUACGCCACGGCAAUACGGAAAACUUAGAAAGCCACAUAUAUUUGGACAUAUGCCAGUAGGUGCGGAAUUUUCUAAGCAAGGCGCUGAGGCACAAGACGACGAAAGAAAUGGGUUUUAAAAUUAAAAUAUGUGUUUGUUAAGGAACAAUUAAUUUUAACUCCUGUUAAACAAAGAGUGAAGGUGAACAAAGAAGUGAAGCGAAAAAGAAGUGAAAGAGUUGCAGGGAAUAGUGCAAGGCGGCAAAGGCGAAAAGAAAGUAGGUAUUUGAAAGCAGAAAGGGAAACAAGAAAAGGCACAGAAACAAUGCAAUUGGGCUUAAGGCAGUGCAUGUUUCAAGCAAUAAGUACCCAUACGUACACACACACAUACAUGCAAGCAUGCAUGGGUAAGUCACACCAUUUAGUUGCGCGGCGGCAUGUACGUGUGUGUGUGUGUGCAUAUACAUAUAUAUCCCACAUAUUUGUGUGCAUGCAUGCAUGCAUGUGUGUGUGUGUGUGGUAUGCAUGCGUUGUAAUGCGUUAAUUUCCUUGCAGCAAAGUGAAAACAAGAACAAAAACCACCCUCACAACUAGAAGAAAGAACCACUUAUUAUGUACAAUACUUAUAUAUUCUGUGUAUGUUGUCUGUAUAAAUUUACAUAUGUGUAUGUGUGAAGUAAACAAAAAAAAAUUAAACAAAGGUAUUUUAAUAAAAUUUUAUUGCGUCCAAUUAAAAGAAAAACAAAACGAGUGUACGAUAAAGUUUGUAUUCAUGUAAAACACACUCACUCACACUAACGCACUCGCACACACACUCACAAAUAUCAUCACCUAACAAUCUUUCGUCCAACAGUUUCCGUAAGCUCCUCAUUUUUUGUUGAUUGUUGUAUAUUUGGUCGUGCGUAAAUUUGUGUGUGUGUGUGUUGCUUUACCACUACAA